UGUUAAUCGAGUAAAAAAAAAUAGAGUCCCUAAAGCAGAACAUACAAUCUCUCUGGAAAACAAAUGUAACCAAAUCUAGUUUUUUGGAACAAAAACGACCUUCGUUUUCUUUCCACCACGAGUUCGUGAGUUCUCGCGAUAUAUUUUAUUGAAAAUCAGGAAGUCUCGCGAGCGUUGCGGCGUGUGGGCCUUGUGUGAAAGGUGUGCUUGAUGGCGGUUACGAAGACUGCGAAAGUGUUGAAUUGUUAAAGCUUCCCCAUCAGUGCUCUUCCCCUUGGGGGCUUUCCCGUCUCAGUCUGGUGGACCCAACGAUUAGAGUUGCGGAGGUGAAGCUCUGACGAUGGAGAAUGGACAGGGCACAGGCUCCAAGCUUGGCCUACCGCCUCUCACUCCAGAGCAGCAGGAGGCACUUCAGAGGGCAAAGAAGUAUGCCAUGGAACAAAGCAUUAAGAGUGUGUUGGUGAAGCAGACGAUUGCCCAUCAGCAACAGCAGCUAACCAACCUGCAGAUGGCAGCAGUGACAAUGGGCUUUGGAGAUCCUCUCUCACCUUUACAAUCGGUGGCAGCUCAGCGGCAACGUGCGCUGGCUAUCAUGUGUCGCGUGUACGUGGGCUCCAUAUACUACGAGCUGGGCGAGGACACCAUCAGACAGGCCUUUGCCCCCUUCGGCCCGAUCAAGAGCAUUGACAUGUCUUGGGAUUCGGUUACAAUGAAGCACAAGGGCUUUGCUUUUGUGGAGUACGACGUGCCAGAGGCUGCUCAGCUGGCCCUGGAACAGAUGAACUCGGUCAUGCUGGGGGGAAGAAACAUUAAGGUUGGGCGGCCAAGUAACAUCGGUCAGGCGCAACCCAUCAUCGACCAGCUGGCAGAGGAGGCGCGCGCCUAUAACCGGAUCUACGUAGCAUCUGUCCACCCCGACCUGUCGGACGAUGACAUCAAGAGUGUGUUUGAGGCCUUUGGGAGGAUCAAAUCUUGCACGUUAGCCAGAGACCCCACAUCUGGGCGGCACAGAGGCUUUGGUUUCAUUGAGUAUGAAAAACCUCAGUCAGCCCUGGAUGCUGUGUCCUCUAUGAACCUCUUUGACCUGGGGGGUCAAUACUUAAGGGUUGGCAAAGCAGUGACUCCACCGAUGCCCUUACUGACCCCCACAACCCCAGGUGGGCUGCCACCUGCUGCAGCUGUUGCUGCAGCGGCAGCUACCGCUAAGAUAACGGCCCAGGCAAGUAUGAAUCCCUUCCAAAGGGAUUUAAUGGCCUUCCAGGAGGCUGUAGCUGGUGCGUCAGUCUUAGGGGCGUUGGCUGCGCCUCAGCUUCUCGGUCAGCAGAUGGGAUUACCGCAGGCUGUAAUGGCCGCCCAGGCACCAGGUGUAAUCACAGGCGUGACCCCAGUGCGUCCUCCCAUUCCGGUGAUUCCCCAAGUCGGUCUUGUGAACCCUGUUCUUGCAUCACCACCGGUCCUGUCUAACCAAGCUGGUGGCUCCAUGCAAUUAGAGAAGAAAGAAGAGAAAGAGGAGGGCCUCCAGGAUGGUACGGGGCAGGAGAUGUUGAGUGACCAAGAGCACAUGAGCAUCUCAGGCAGCAGUGCCAGACACAUGGUGAUGCAGAAGUUACUCAGAAAAUCGGAGUCCACAGUGAUGGUGCUUCGAAACAUGGUUGGACCGGAGGACAUCGACGACGACCUGGAAGGUGAGGUGACGGAGGAGUGUGGGAAGUUUGGCACCGUCAACCGAGUCAUCAUCUACCAGGAGAAGCAAGGAGAAGAAGAAGAUGCCGACAUCAUUGUUAAAAUCUUUGUAGAGUUUUCCGCGGCCUCAGAGAUGAACAAAGCUAUCCAAGCCCUGAAUGACCGCUGGUUCGGGGGUCGCAAAGUGGUAGCAGAAGUGUAUGACCAAGAUCGUUUCAACAGCAGUGACUUGUCUGCAUAACGUGAUUUACCAGCACCCGUAUGAUACCCAUCACCAAGUCAUCUGGGUUAUUCUCACUGCAGCUAAAGAUGCAGGCCUCUGAAACCUGUAAUUACGUUUUUAUUGUCACCCCUUUUUUUUUAUGGAUGUUCAUAUUGAAAGCUCUUCUGGGAGAAUUCAUUCAAAUUCAUAUUUUGUUUUUGCUUUGUGAUCUGUGAAGACUCUUUGUGUGCAAGGUUUAAACUUUUGUAAUCCAAUAUUGUAAAAUGUUUAUCAUUUUUAUUCCCCUGCUUUAGCUCUUUAGUUUUCUGUUAAUUGCCAGGACAUGUAAACAGUUUGUUCCUUUCUACGAUUAAAGGUUAUUUGUCCACAAAAACAAAA
Messenger RNA from Nothobranchius furzeri (turquoise killifish), 2284 nucleotides. RefSeq names its product poly(U)-binding-splicing factor PUF60. Gene Ontology annotation, cellular component: precatalytic spliceosome; catalytic step 2 spliceosome. NCBI's taxonomy places the organism in Eukaryota, Metazoa, Chordata, Actinopteri, Cyprinodontiformes, Nothobranchiidae. The record is from RefSeq and is a predicted model, not a curated record. Gene Ontology annotation, biological process: mRNA splice site recognition; regulation of alternative mRNA splicing, via spliceosome; alternative mRNA splicing, via spliceosome. Gene Ontology annotation, molecular function: RNA binding.